AUGGGCUACGGGGGGUUGAAGACGACUAGCUUCCUGGGCAACCGCACCGCUUUCAAGUCGGCGGUGCGCGGCUCUGUGUCGCGGCAGAGCCGUGUGUCGGUGAACGCUAUCUUCACCAAGACCAAGGCUCCUGCCAAGGCGGCCUACGUGUGCCUGGACUGCGGGUAUCUCUACGAUGAGUCGACGCCAUUCGAGCAGGUCAAGAGCUACUCGUGCCCCGUUUGCGGUGCCCCUAAGCGCCGGUUUAAGGAGCUCAAGAACAACUCGCUGCGCAAUAACGACCCCAAGUCCAUGGUUGCCCGCAAGGAGAAGCUUCGCGAUCAAAUUGUGGCGGAGGGUGGCAACCCGGAUGAGGGCCAGAACGAGUUCCUCAUUGCCACGGGGGCCGCCAUCGUCGCCACCCUCGGUCUGCUGGCUUACCUCACACAGCAGUAAAGAGAGAGGGAAUUGGAACAGAGGGUGAUACCAUGCGCCGGCAUUCGUCUUAUCCAAGUCCCGAGCUGCCCAGUGGGAGCUGAUGCUGCGCAUUAAGCUUAGGACUCGGAUGCUACUGAUUCCGGCAAAGCGUACCCACAGAGGGAGGGGUAAUUAGGCGUUUUAUGAGCUUACGAUCAAGUGGAACUGCAAUUGCGUGCUUUCCUCGAGUGCUGUAUCAAGGGUUGUUUGUGUAAAGGAACGAGGAAUGAGAGGGUGAGAGCGAGAGCGAAUGAGAUGAACUCGCGAGAGUGGAGUAAUUCAGAAUGUUGGAAACUGGACGUGGAGGGUUUUGACUUCAGUAUGCUGCAUCGCAUAUUUGUAGCUUUGCUAAAUAAUUUAGCAUGCUUGGAUGGAGCAGGAGGUGUUUUUGGUGCAUUCAGAGCGACUUCAGAGAGAUAUUUCUGGCCACAGGUUACACGGUGUGUAGUGUUGGUGUUCGACGGUGACGAUGCUGGACAUCAGGGUAACGUCGAGUUGGCUGCCACAAAAGAGUAAUAUCUGUAACCAGAAUGUGACACAUCCCACCGUAUUAUCUGUUCCGUCCGUCCGUGGUGACGGAAUAAUGUUCACCGCGGAACAAGCGAACAGCUACCUUCGGGUAAAUGAAUUCGACGUUUGCACUGCUCUAAAGGGGCGGGGUUCUUGGGACUGUGUGAUCGACAGCUCAUCAUUAACAGUGUAAAAACGUGUGAAU
This is a messenger RNA of Volvox carteri f. nagariensis, 1171 nucleotides long. RefSeq lists its product as uncharacterized. The transcript has 5 exons. Gene Ontology annotation, molecular function: iron ion binding. The record is from RefSeq and is a predicted model, not a curated record. Bases 1 to 435 code for a protein of 144 amino acids. NCBI's taxonomy places the organism in Eukaryota, Viridiplantae, Chlorophyta, Chlorophyceae, Chlamydomonadales, Volvocaceae.